Molecule: messenger RNA, 553 nt
Organism: Lepisosteus oculatus (spotted gar)
Lineage: Eukaryota; Metazoa; Chordata; Actinopteri; Semionotiformes; Lepisosteidae
Gene: rpl35
Product: ribosomal protein L35
Biological process (GO): translation; maturation of LSU-rRNA from tricistronic rRNA transcript (SSU-rRNA, 5.8S rRNA, LSU-rRNA)
Cellular component (GO): cytosolic large ribosomal subunit; ribosome
Molecular function (GO): mRNA binding; structural constituent of ribosome
Source: RefSeq, a predicted model, not a curated record
UACGUUGGUAGCGCCCGUAACCCGGUAGAGCUUCGCCGUGACCCUCUGGCCUUCCUUUCCUGUGACAGCCAGCACUGACGAUGGCGAAGAUCAAGGCCCGAGACCUGCGCGGAAAGAAGAAGGAGGAGCUGCUGAAACAGCUGGAUGACCUGAAGGUGGAACUCUCCCAGCUCCGCGUUGCCAAGGUCACCGGGGGAGCUGCUUCCAAGCUCUCCAAGAUCCGUGUCGUGCGCAAGUCCAUCGCCAGAGUUCUGACUGUCAUUAAUCAGACACAGAAGGAGAAUCUGAGGAAAUUCUACAAGGGCAAGAAGUACAAGCCUUUGGACCUGAGGCCGAAGAAGACGCGCGCCAUCCGCCGCCGGCUCAACAAGCAUGAGGAGAGUCUGAAGACCAAGAAACAGCAGCGGAAAGAGCGUCUGUACCCCCUCCGCAAGUUCGCCGUCAAGGCAUAGCACUGUUGAAUCAUGCUAAAUAAAAGCCCGAAACAAAGACGUUCUCAUGGUUGUUCAGUGUACAUAUUUGAUUGAAAUAAACCACUUGGCUAGAUUCUCUG